Suillus paluster is the source of this 1290-nucleotide messenger RNA. RefSeq lists its product as uncharacterized. Bases 1 to 1290 code for a protein of 429 amino acids. The transcript has 4 exons. NCBI's taxonomy places the organism in Eukaryota, Fungi, Basidiomycota, Agaricomycetes, Boletales, Suillaceae. The record is from RefSeq and is a predicted model, not a curated record.
AUGGGCCGAUCAGAAGACAACAUCUCCUUCCGGAAGACACCUCCUACAAUGCACGUUGCAGCGGCCCAGCAUGGCAGUUCCACACUGCCAGCGGGGUACUCUUUGCGUCAGAACUUUUCACCUUUGCUAGAAUCCGGCCAGCUGAGUGCAUACAGCUCUGCAGGAGCCGGCCAGCCUGCUCAAAUUCCAGGUGGUGUUCCAAAUGGAGAAUCUUUUAUUGAAUAUCCUGCACAAUGGGACACAGCAUCUAGGCCAUUCAACGACACUACUCCAGUAUUUGUUGCGCCAUUUUACGGAAGUCAUGACAUUGCUCAGAGCUAUGAAAGCAAUGUCACACAUAUCUUACAGCAGCGGUAUGAGGUUUCUCCUACUGGCACCGGCGAUGGUUCAAGUGCAAGCAGCUCUGCAAGAGACCAAUACAGAUUGGAUGUUGGUCGGCCUGCUCGAGGCCCAGGCGAUAUUUCGAACAUAAAUUUUGCGAUUGCAAAUCCUGUGCCGUCGCGACAGGGCAUAGCAUUUCAGCCGUCCAGCGACACUCCAGUGAUCGUUGUGCCGCCAUAUGGAGGCAAUCCCAUUGCUCAGAGCUACGGAGGCGACGCUAGACAUUUCUCACAAUUGCAUGUCGCAGAAUCAUCCAGCUCCACAGGUCCAGCUUAUCUUGGUUGGAACAUUUUCCUUGAUAACCUAGCACCCCCGUACCCUCCCUCGCCGUCACCAUCGUCGAUUUCAUCCUCCAGAACAGACACACCUCAUCCCAGCACACAGCACCCAAGUCCCUCUGCUGACCAUACUCCCCAAGCUCCGUCACUUCAUGAGCAACAUGCUCAUCAGCCAAGCGCCCUUCAGGUUUUCAAGGUCGGUGACUAUUUAAUAGAUGGUGAUGACCUUGCAGACCAGAGUACCGAUCACGGGAGCAUAAUCAUUGGCGAAUGUCUUCGCACGGACUCACCGUGCCGCCUUUGGGUGAAAGUCAACAAAGGUUCACUCAAGCGUCACGCGCAGAAAUGGCAUGGUGUUACUCGUGGAGAUGAGACCAGCAAGGUCCCAUGCACCUGGGAUGGGUGUAACAUCCAGAUGCAAAAGAGCGCUGUGGCACGGCAUACUCUGCGCCGACACUUCGGCGAGACAUUCCGGUGCAACGGGUGCUCGAGACUUUUCUCUCGAGAUUACUCUUGGAGAUCUCAUGCUAAAAUGUGUAAGUCUGGAGGUAAUGGAUACCGUGUGAUGUACGGCCGUAGCACCCGUAUCGUCAAUGUGACAGGCGUGUCUCUGAGGCAGGUUGGCCAAUAA